Messenger RNA from Diaporthe citri, 1026 nucleotides. RefSeq lists its product as uncharacterized. Bases 1 to 1026 code for a protein of 341 amino acids. The record is from RefSeq and is a predicted model, not a curated record. Lineage: Eukaryota; Fungi; Ascomycota; Sordariomycetes; Diaporthales; Diaporthaceae. The transcript has a single exon. Gene Ontology annotation, molecular function: transmembrane transporter activity. Gene Ontology annotation, biological process: transmembrane transport.
AUGUCUGCCGACUUCUGGGCCGGCUAUAUUUCCGGCGCCGUCGGCAUUGUCAUAGGCAAUCCCCUCGAUAUUCUCAAGGUGCGCCUUCAGGCCUCUAGCAGUGUCUCUGGGAAUCCAUCCUCGAUAGCUCCGUCGAGUCUCCCGGCGCAGCCGUCUUCGUCCGCAUCCACCUCGGCUCUCACGCUCCUUCGCAAAUUCUCAACGGGCACCGCGGCACCCAUACUGGGCUAUGGCGCCCUGAACGCCCUGCUAUUCGUCUCGUACAACCGCUCGGAAGAGCUCUUGAACCGAGCGUUUUCACCACAUGGCUUCUCACAGUCAUCAUCGAAUUCAAAUGGCUCCACAACCGGCUCCAACCUCUGGACCACGUUCCUCGCGGGGGCAAUUGGCGGCCUCGCCACGUGGGUGGUCUCCACGCCCACUGAGCUGAUCAAGUGCAGGGCCCAGCUCAGCACCGACCCGCACGCCUCAAGCUGGGACAUCACCAAGCGCGUCUUGCGCACCGAGGGCGGGCUGAGGGGCCUGUACUUCGGCGGCACCGUGACCGCGCUCAGGGACAGCGUCGGCUACGGCUUCUACUUCUGGAGCUACGAGCUGACCACGCGCUGGAUGGAGCAGUGGUCCAGGGCACACGAGGGCCAGCAGGGCGGAAGCUUCACCGGCAGCGAGACCGCCAAGGUGCUCCUCUGCGGCGGCCUCGCGGGAAUUGUGACGUGGGCGAGCAUCUUCCCGCUGGACGUGAUCAAGACGCGGGUCCAGGCGCAGGUGCUCGGCGCCGGCACCAUCGCCGUGGUCACAGGGGAGAGCAGCCCUCUGCUUCGAACCCCGGCCCCGACGAGGCUCGGGGCGAUCGGGGUUGCGAGGGAUGCGUAUAGGGAAGGUGGGCUGCGAGUCUUCUUCAGGGGCCUGGCAGUCUGCAGUGUGCGGGCCUUUAUUGUCAACGCGGUCCAGUGGGCCACGUACGAGUGGAUCAUGAUGGAGCUUGGUCAAGGAAGGAAGAGGCAAAAUGAGACUAUCCCGACUUAG